CUUCACCUCUGCAGACAGUUCUCGCGUAGAGCGACUUUCGCCUCUGAAGCCGGGAACCAGCAGACAAUCGCGAAGUUCACUUUCCACGGAUGACGGUGGUGAGCCUCCGUUCAAACGGUUGAACGAGCGGUCGAGUAGCGAAGCCUUUGUCGACGACGUCUGCAGACAAGAAGCUCCUUGUGUCGACGAAUUCCAAUCGGAGAGUGCGGGUACGUCCUCAUGUGAGCAAAGCGACUCUGAUAGCAGCUCAAGUGACAAAGGAGGUCCCCAAGGAAGCGAAUCGAGUGAUGAGUCAGAUGACUUUGUUGCUUCAGACAGCUGCACUGGGCCAGAUGAGGGAAUAGCCUUCACUUGUAGUCCAACGCUCACUCAUGUACUUUCUGAACAACUGUCGGCAAGUGAAGAGUUUGCUGUAAUUGCUUCCAAACAUAAUAUGACGCAUGCGUGCAUUAACGAUGUCCUCGAUUUCUGCCGGCGAAGAGGCAUCUCCGACCUUCCAAAAGAUGCUAGGACAGUUUUGAAAACUGAGCGCAAAGCACAGGUGGAGCAAAAUGGGUCAUUCGUGCACUUUGGUCUUGCAGAAGGAAUUCGUCAAGUGUUGCAGCCGGGGCAAGUAGUUCCAAGUGAACUGAAGCUACAGGGCAACAUUGACGGAGUCCCUCUUUACAAAAGUAGCCAGCUCGCCUUUUGGCCCAUUUUGUGCCGCAUAACAAAUGUGGAGGCAUCACCGCCAUUUGUUGUCAGUGUGUACUGUGGUGCAGGGAAGCCGCCAUGUCUGCAGGAUUAUCUAGAGCCAUUUUUGCAAGAGGUCUCCGACCUAAUCUCUGAGGGGAUAAGCAUAGGAGAUGUUCAUGUUCGGGUGAGCAUUGGAGCCAUGGUUUGCGAUGCUCCUGCAAGGAGCUAUGUCAAAUGUAUUGUUGGCCACACUGGCUAUUAUGCGUGCGAGCGAUGCAACCAAAAAGGGCAGCACCUUGAGAACAGGGUGACAUUUCCCAGACUUCAUGCAGCUGCACGGACGAAUGCAUCAUUUCGAUCUCAAGAGAACAAGCACCACCAUUCUGGUGUUUCACCAUUCCUUUCCCUUGACGUCGACAUGAUUGCAUUCUUCCCAUCUGAAUACAUGCAUCUCGUUUGCCUGGGAGUCAUGCGACGACUUUUAAGGAAUUGGGUAUGCCAAGGCCACAGUAACAGACUGAGCAGACUGUAUCGCAAUCAACUGAAUGAAAGCCUGCGAGAGGCAUCCAAGGCCUUUCCAACAUGUUUCCAGCGGAAACCAAGGGGUACAGAAGAGCUUGAUCGGUGGAAGGCAACAGAGUUUCGGACAUUCCUCCUUUAUGUGGGGCCUGUUGUCCUAAAGCCUCUUCUGCCUGCUUCUCAGUACAAGCAUUUUGUAAUGUUUCAUGUGGCGGUCAGAAUUUUAGCAUCGCCUCAGCACUACCGUGAGUACAAUGUUUUUGCCAAAGAUUUGCUAAGGUAUUUUGUUCAGGAGCUUAGUGAGCUAUACGGGAAAAAACAGCUCGUGUACAAUGUACACUCACUAAUUCAUCUUGCUGACCAGUGCCUAGACCAUGGCCCUUUAGAUGAGUUUAGUGCAUUCCCUUUCGAAAGCUACCUUGGACGAAUUAAAAAGUUGCUGCGAUCUUCCAACAAGCCACUUUCGCAGCUAAGUAGGAGAAUUUCUGAACUGAGGCACUCAUCCAGGAACCAAGUCAAGCAGAAACUGCAACAUGUGAAGCCUGGAGACUGCUUCCUGAUUGACAGUACUCCUGUGGUGGUUCUGGAGAUAAUGGCAGACCACUUCAAGGGUGGGAUUUUGCCAAAUGCCAGGGACUUUUUCAAACUUCCACUGAAGUCGUCUCAGUUGAAUAUCUGGCGCUGCAAUACGUUGAGUAACGAGAGAAAGGUCUGGCAUCUUGAUGACCUUCGGAACACAGCUCGGUGCCUGAGGCUAAACUACAAGCAAGGACAUGUUGUUAUUCCUCUUUUGCACUUUCACUGAAGCUGUCAGUGGCCGUUGGGCUUGUAGUGACCCAAACUGCCUUAGUCAGCCGUCCAACUGCCACAUAGCAUGCCGUUCAAACACUUACGGCAAGCAUGCUGAUAGCUGUACAACCAGGACACAUUGCAUGUCAAUUCUCCAAGGUGCUACACCAGCUGUCAUUCACGCUUCUGCUGUGUUUUCACCGCAUCAGGCUCACACUGCCAUGCCUCUUCAGAAGUCACUGCUCACACUGGGGCGCAUCACAACCUCCAUGACUUAGUUACCGAGUGGCGCAGCAGAGCGUCUGAGCCAUCCAGUUCCCCUGCAUCACGGAUACCACCUGAGCCUGCACCUAGCUUUCUGAAACUUCAGUUGUGCCUUUGAUAUCUCCACUUUCUACGUGUUGAAGUGCACUUCAUCUGGAACAAGUUGCAGCACGGAAGACUAAACGGCCCUCUUCAGGGCCACCCAAACUAUAUGACUGGCAGGGACGUGGUAACUCCCAUCUCUGCCUUCGUACACCCUCUAGAAAAUUAGCAUGUGGUUACGUUUGUGUGUGUUUGAAUAAAAUAUCAUUGAAUAUCUUGGUAAGUGCUUCUGAAAGAAAAAUUAUACAGAACAGUUCUUUUCGAGAAUACACAGAAGGAAAGAGCAAGAGAGUAAACAAACCAUCUAUUUAGUAAUCACAAAUAAUGCCACUAUGGAUGAAGGGAAACAAAAACAAAACAAAAAAAACUUGGCAACAUGAACAAGAAACCAGAGGGUUCCACAUUUUCUGUGAUCAUGACUAACAGACCAAAAUGACAAAUGUAAAGUCAUUGUUGCACUUCAUUCCACAAGCAGUGAGUGCCUGUUAAGCUAUGCUGUAGACAGGUUCUGCGUUCCAGUGAUAAGUGCCCUGUUUGUGCUAGCUUAAUAUGUUCUCAAAACUGACGGGAAUUAAUUUCUGUAAUUGGCAUGUUUUAAAUAGAGCUGCUUUGUUUUAGAAACGAAACCAGCAUAAAAUUCAGGAGGAUAGAAACAAAAGAAGUGACAGAACAAGAGUUAGACUUGGAGAUUUUAGUUUAUCUUCACAAUUCCCAACAUGGCAUUUUUGGCACACAAGAGUUAGGUAGCUCAAAAGGCUGAUAUAAGUGUGGGAAAGUUCG
Molecule: messenger RNA, 3129 nt
Organism: Dermacentor silvarum
Lineage: Eukaryota; Metazoa; Arthropoda; Arachnida; Ixodida; Ixodidae
Exons: 1
Coding region: 434-1999 (521 amino acids)
Source: RefSeq, a predicted model, not a curated record